AUGACAGAAGGGACCGUAACAUCAUGGAAUAAGUUAGAGCAGAAAAACUUGUUGAAAGAGGUCAUACGCUGGAAGAAGGGUGCUGCUCAUCUACAACGAUUCACUCACACCGUUAAUGAAUGUCAAUUAACUAUUCAACUUUACGAGAAAAGCCAAUGUGAUGAAUCUAAUGUUACUAACUUUUUAAGAAAUAUCCUGUUGCGAAGGGAUACAACAGAAGAAGAAGAGGAUUUCUUGAUAUUAAAAACGGAAGAAGAUGAAAUACCAUUUGAUUUUGACCGCGAAUGGAAACGUGGUUGGGUUUCUUUUGCUGACCUAGUGAAAUGUUCUUAUAUAAGCUUGAAAGAUAAUGAAGUAGAGGAAGAGGAAUAUCAUCCAUUGUAUAUAAGACCUCAUUUUGUGCCGUUUUAUCUAAUAAUAGUUGACGAAACUCGAUUAAUAACUGUGACUCAAUUGCUUGAAACUGAUUGGGUUCCCCUAGAAACGUUUCUACGCUUCCAUCGAAGUCACAUGAAAAAUAUGGCUCAGACUUUACAAAUGUUCGCUAUAUGCCUGAAUGAGGUCUACAGUCAGUUAUGCAGUUUAUAUUUCUUUUGUCCUCUCAAUCUUACUGGGUUCUAUAUCGAUAAGUCUUGCUGGCUACUGUUCGAUCCUGUCGUUGCAGUAACUACUAAAGAGAAAAGUCUAAAAUUAGACGUUGUUACAAAAGAUUGGGUGACUGGAAAGCUUUCAAAUUUUCAUUAUUUGCUGAAGUUAGGUGAACUUGCUGGGCGAGUUUAUGGCGAUGUUCAUAACCAUCACAUAAUGCCAUGGGUCUGUGAUUUCUCCGACAAACGAGGCGGAUGGAGAGAUUUGACCAAAACCAAGUAUCGUCUUAACAAAGGAGACGAUCAAUUGAAAGAAAUGUACUUAAGAAGUCCUCCGCAUCAUAUACCUGAGCUACUAUCGGACAUUGGUUACAUGGUAUAUAGAGCAAGAGUUGAGAAAAGAGAAAAACUUUGCAAACACGUCCGUAGCAAGUGGGUGCCUCUGGAAUAUCCCGUGAGUAUUAGGCGAAUGUUUGAAUGGACUCCUGAUGAGUGUAUUCCAGAGUUUUAUAACAAUCCUUUUGUUUUUGAAUCGAUUCAUCCUGAUAUGCCAUCAUUGGAAUUACCUGAGUUCGCCCCAACGCCUGAUGAAUUUAUCAAAUGGCAUAGAGAAAUGUUAGAAAGUGACGAAGUAUCUUCUCAGCUACAUCAUUGGAUAGAUUUGACGUAUGGAUAUCUGUUAACAGGAGAUGAGGCUAUUAACUCUUUGAAUUGUCAUCUUUCUCUUGGGGAUACUCCCAGUAUUCAAUUGCGUCGUCACGGAGUUGUUCAACUCUUCCAGUAUCCACAUCCUAAAAAAUAUAUAAGAAAAAAGGGAGAGAACAUUGAUUAUCUUUAUUUGGAUGAAAUGGAAGUGGCUGCUUCUAUAAAUCAAGAAAAAGGUAUAAAUAAAAAAGAGCAGAAGACAGAGGAUAUGGGCGAUCUCUUACAGAUGUAUCGGAAUCUAUUGAAAGAUAAAGAAGAUAGACUGGCGAAAUAUAACAACCGAAUGAGAGGAGUGUAUGAGAUGCUUGCUAUGGUAGCAAUGGCUCCAUACACUUAUGGCCAAUUUGAUAAAGAACACGUUUUGAGUAAAUUAAAACAGAAUUCGAACUGUCUGCCAAGUCUUUAUGGUGAUAGUCUAAAAUCAGUCCUACUGGAAAAUGCCCGUCUCCCGCAAAUUCGUUUUUUCUCUUCCCAUUUUUUAGGCUCUUUGAAAAUAACAAUGGACAUUUUAACCGCUCAUGGGAAGUUAUCUCAGUUCUACUCCUAUCAUUUAUUACGUCGUUCUCCACAUGUGCAUAAUAACGAAACGCGUGAGCAAAACAUUCUUGUCAAAGAAGUUGAAAACCUACGUAAAUUUAUAAUAGAAGCAGACUUAUACGAUUUUGUUUUUAUUCCCCUAUUUGAGCGAUUGAUCCGUGAUCCUGUUUCAUGCAUAACAUCGGUAUACUGCCUCUUUAACAUGAUGUGCAAAAGACUUAGCCAGGAAUCUCUACAGGCAUUACUUCCCUCUCUCGCAUCACUUCUCACUUAUGAAUCUUCGAUAAAGUUAAUUGAUCGACGGUUCUUGCUCUCAGUCUCAUUUGUAUAUGGUACUCCAAUAUUUCUUGACCGUUUUCUACCUGCGUUGGUUGAGGCUGUUGCGUCUAAGCAUUUGAGUAGAAGUAUUGUGGCUAAAGACAGUCUGCUAUGGCUUUCGAAAAGACUUGGGCCUAUAGUGACAGUACGUUUCAUAACAUCGAAUCUUUUACGAAUAAUGCCAACAGCGUUUGAUGGUCUUUAUUUGGCAGGAGGGAAUGAAAACUUGAGUGAUGUGACUAGUUUGAACUUCUUACUAGAAGGUGAUGAAUGGUGUCAACGAAUAGAAUCAGCUUUAGGUGAAAUUGCUCUAUCUUACAGCAUUACUUUCGUGACGGUCCAAUAUUUGCCAUUUUGUGUUGACUAUACAGAUCAAUGUUUGAGGCGAAUGACACCAAACCUGGAAGGUGGAUUAGUAGGAAUUUUUAAAAUCAUUUCAUUAUCCAUCAAAAUAAUGAAAGAUCAAGAACUUAUGAAUUAUCUAGAGGAGUUUAUCGUAGAUAAAAUUCUUCUGAAGAUUAUCACUUUCUCAUUGCAAUCUACUACUCCGUUCUCUAAUGAUAGAAGUCGAGUUAUUAUUCUCAGUCGGGCUAUUCUACUCCUGUACAGUAUAGCUACACGAAUAGGAGCAGAUAACACCAGGAUGUAUGCAAAGAAACCUUUUGAAGUUCUGUUCAAUACGUUCCAUGAACAAACACAGAUGACAGAAAGCCUCACAGUCUCAAAGAAAGAAUCUUCUACGGAGUCGUUCAACAUCCCAAUUUGGCUGAUGUCCGAAAUGAUAAACAAAUUCGCGUCUUUAUGGGGAGUACCAUUACUUUCUGCUCUUUGCCCUCAUCCACCUUUCUUGGUUCCAUUUAUUAGUUCCAAAGUCUUGUCCAAUGCUACUGAGUACAGUCAACCAGCGGUAUCGCCGCUAGCUUCGUUCAAUUUUGGGGGAAGCUCGUCCUGCUCAUCUGGAAAUCGUUUGUUCUCUGCUCCACCUUCUUCUCCACCUCGGAUUGGCGGUGUUGGGACAUCAGAAAGCGGUUCUUUAUCAGCUAUUUGGUGCGCUCGCGUCUCAGCUACAGCUUGUUCAACAACUAAUAGCAAGCAAACUGUUCGUUUCGAUCAGUUGACCUUAUGUUCCUUCGAAGGGCAUACUGGCGCUGUCAAAUGCUUAGAAGUUCUAUCAAAUGAAAACUCAUACAUUUCUGGUUCAGCUGACAAAACUAUCAAAUUAUGGGCGAUGAAUCCUGAAUUCGAAAGUGUUGAAGCACGUUGGACUUACAGAGCUCACACGCGUCCUAUCGUGGAUUUACUGAGUAUUCACGAUAACUUCAUUGCUUCUACUGACGGAUCAGUUCAUAUUUGGGAUCCUUUCCGAGGAAGUCGAAUUUCUGUUAUCGACUGGCCGGAAGGAACGAUUUGUGGAUUAGGGAAAGUUGACCGUAAUACUUUGGCAACGAUUUCCAGUCUACAUUCUACCGUUAGAUUGUAUGACGUCAGAGAUCCAACUACGUUUUGUGAUAUGAAAAUAUCCCCUACCACGGGCUUGACUCGAGCACUAUCCAUUAGAAAAGAUGGACCCAAAAUGGCUGUUACAUUAUCAAAUGGCACUAUAGCUCUAAUAGACUCUCGGACCGGUAAACUAUUCUCUCUGAGUCAUGGGAAUAACACUCAUCCUACAACGGUGAAUUGGCUCUCAGAUUCGAAGUUUUUAGUUACCGAUGCUGAUGAAUCCGCUGUUGUGUUUGACACAGUCCCUCGUAUAUCUUCACUGAGACGUUUAGGAGGAGAAGUUAUUCUCAAUGCUCACGUUACUGAUGAUAUAUUAACAACUUUAGUGGCCAAUAGCACUAUGAGAGUGUACAAAGACGAACAAGCGUGUCUAGAAGUCCGGUUGAAAAGUGAUUGUAUGCCGGGUACGGCAGUAUCAGCACACCAUCUUCCGCUCAAUAACGCCUUCCUCAUCGGAAGCAGUCAAGGAGCGUUAAAAUUGAUGUGCUGA
Auanema sp. JU1783 is the source of this 4137-nucleotide messenger RNA. The record is from the annotation of a GenBank genome assembly. NCBI's taxonomy places the organism in Eukaryota, Metazoa, Nematoda, Chromadorea, Rhabditida, Rhabditidae.